Molecule: messenger RNA, 1569 nt
Organism: Rotaria sp. Silwood1
Lineage: Eukaryota; Metazoa; Rotifera; Eurotatoria; Philodinida; Philodinidae
Source: the annotation of a GenBank genome assembly
AUGAGUGAAUUUUAUACAUGGAUCCAAAAAUUUUUUUUUAGAGAUUUGAGAGAUCUCGACAAAUCUCCAGUGCCUGGACUCGGUGUUUGCUGCCCUGAUGAAUCGAAUCCGUUUGUUUUACAUUGCAACGUAUUAAUCAAUGAUGGACCCUAUCGUGGAAUUAUGAUUCAUCUGAUUCUUCAUAUUCCAGAGGAUUAUCCGCUGACAGGUCCUGCUGGAAAUAUAGCACCUGGUUUAGAAUUUGAUUCUAGCUAUCAUCUUCAUAUUCAUACAGACCACAGUCCUGGGUACAGUUUAUCAACUGCACUCCUUCAAAUCAUCACGUUUUUUGCAGAUCCAGAUUUUGGUUAUCAACCCUCUGCGGAAAGCAUCGCUCGUCUUCGCACAAUGGUUAAAAAUUUUACAUGUAAAACAUGCAGCCAUACUUUUGCCAAGUCAAAUCCAUCUAUAGUCCAUUAUACCGAAGAGCAAUCAAAUAAACGACCAGUAAAAGAAGAAACCAUAUCUAACGAAGAGGAAGAGCGAUUGAAAUCGGAACGUGCACAUUUACAAUUGCAGCGUGAACUCAUGGAAAAAUUAACAUGCGGUGUAACAAAACAAAAUGCUAUUGAAGAUAAAAUUUGUGUUGGUUAUCCAUUAUUGAUCACACGUGAUCGUCGUGGACGACUCUGGUCAGAAAUCAUUUUAGAACUUAUUUCCUAUGAUGCAUAUGUAGCAGAAAUACAAAGAUCGGGUGGAGAAAAAUUAGAUUUUUAUGAAAAUAUGAAAUUCCGUUCUGUCACAGGAGCAGAUUAUAAUCAUUGGUUGCCAUUGUAUAUUAAUGCUGAUCAUUUUCGGAAGGGUCAAGCGAUUAUUCAAAAUAGUAUAAGUGUCAUUCAUAAUGGUACUGCAAAUGGUAGUGCAAGAUAUGAUUUCACUCCGUCUAUGGCAUUAAGCGUUUUAACUACCUUAAUGAAUAAAUCGGCUGUUCGACUAUUUAAUGGUCAAAUGUUUGAAUCGAAACAAGCUAUCGAAGCAUAUUGUCAUUUCUUACGGUUAUUGAUGCAUUUUAUUGACAUGUAUCGCUUAUUAGCUGGUCGUAGUAAAAGAUCAGUGCCAGAUAUUGGUGAAUUUUUGAUACAAAUGGCAUUAUCAAAAAAAUAUAAGUUCAAUGAUAUCAAAACAUAUGUCUACGAAGAAUAUUUUGCACGACAAAUCUUUUGGAUUCAACAAAAUAGUACAAUUCAAAACUUGUUGGAUAUAAAAACUACAGAUUUACCCCAAAUAUUUCAAGCAGUAAAAGUAUCCAAUCAUCUGUUAGUAUUUAAUUUGGAAAUGGCUGAAACAUUUAUUUUUCCUGGCGUAAAAGAACAUUUGGAUCGAUUACAUGGUCAUUCACCUCCAAUUGUUGUUGAAAAAUUCCAAAACCGCUUAAGAGCUAUCAAAGCAAUAGAUAAAUAUAGUAUUUUCAUUGACGCUAUACAACUGACUGACACGAUUAAAUCGCCGAAUGAUAUGAUUGAUUUAAUAAAACGUUCCGUACAUGUAUCUAAUAAACAAGGCUACACCAAUAUAGUAUCAAAUGGUUAG